Messenger RNA from Gossypium raimondii (Peruvian cotton), 552 nucleotides. RefSeq names its product pectinesterase inhibitor. Bases 1 to 552 code for a protein of 183 amino acids. The transcript has a single exon. NCBI's taxonomy places the organism in Eukaryota, Viridiplantae, Streptophyta, Magnoliopsida, Malvales, Malvaceae. Gene Ontology annotation, molecular function: enzyme inhibitor activity. The record is from RefSeq and is a predicted model, not a curated record.
AUGAAGCCUAUCGCAAAGAACGUUGCAUUGGCUUUAUCUUUCUUCAUUUCCCUCUCUUUCUUCCCCAUUAUAAAUACUGCUGUUACCAAUCCCUUACUCACCGAAACCUGUCAAAAGGUAAAGAACAAGGAUCUUUGCACCUCAAGCCUUGGGGCCGAACAUGCCACCCAAGACGCAAAAGAUGUAGCCGCCCUCGCAUUGAUAGCUAUCAACGUUGCUUCCAACCAUGGCGUCAACGCUUCCGUCUACAUCAAGAAGCAGCUCCUUGACGGUAAAAUUUUGGAACCUACAACGGAGCAGAACUUUGAAGAUUGCUCGGAAAAUUUCGACGACGCAAUGCAGGAGCUUGACGAUGCGCUGGCAGUCACACUGUCGAGGGAUUUCAAACAAGUGAAAAUCGAGUUGGAAAGCGCCAUAGACGAUGCCGACACCUGCAUCUCCGUGCUGAAUCAAAAAGCAGGAAAAGACAAGGAACUGUAUGAAAAGACUAAUCACUUUCGCCAACUAGUCAGCAAUGCCUACGACAUUGCCAAUAUUUUGGCUCCAAAAUAA